Molecule: messenger RNA, 1764 nt
Organism: Diabrotica balteata
Lineage: Eukaryota; Metazoa; Arthropoda; Insecta; Coleoptera; Chrysomelidae
Source: the annotation of a GenBank genome assembly
GCAGUCUGCCUUCUUGUUGAAGUUGGACCAUGUUGGGUGCUGUGGCAAGAGCAACGUCCAGCCUUUUGGCUGGAAAAACCAUCGAAAAAGUUAGUUCUGAAUCCCUCAAAAUUGUCUCUUCGUACAAUGUACAAAAAAGAGAUUUCGCUGCCAAAGCUGCUGCCGGUAAGGCACAAGGAAAAGUUGUAGCGGUCAUUGGUGCCGUCGUCGACGUACAAUUUGAUGAAGAACUACCCCCAAUUCUAAAUGCAUUGGAAGUCCAAAACCGUCAACCUAGGCUGGUCCUUGAAGUUGCUCAGCACUUGGGAGAGAACACAGUACGUACUAUUGCUAUGGAUGGUACUGAAGGUAUUGUCCGUGGUCAACAAGUUAAUGACACAGGAUAUCCAAUCCGUAUUCCUGUUGGUGAAGCAACUUUGGGUCGUAUCAUGAAUGUCAUUGGAGAACCUAUUGAUGAAAGGGGUCCUAUUGAUACAGACAAGAGAGCUUCCAUUCAUGCUGAAGCCCCUGAAUUCGUUGAUAUGAGUGUAGAGCAAGAAAUUUUGGUAACUGGUAUUAAGGUAGUAGACCUUUUGGCCCCUUACGCCAAGGGUGGUAAGAUUGGUCUCUUUGGAGGUGCUGGAGUAGGAAAAACUGUACUGAUUAUGGAACUUAUUAACAACGUAGCUAAAGCUCAUGGUGGUUACUCAGUAUUUGCUGGUGUAGGAGAACGUACCCGUGAAGGUAAUGAUUUAUACCAUGAAAUGAUUGAAUCUGGAGUAAUCUCCUUAAAAGAUAAGACCUCUAAAGUAGCCUUGGUCUAUGGACAAAUGAAUGAACCACCAGGUGCUCGUGCUCGUGUAGCUUUGACUGGAUUAACUGUUGCUGAAUAUUUCCGUGAUCAAGAAGGACAAGAUGUACUGCUUUUCAUUGACAACAUUUUCAGAUUUACUCAAGCUGGUUCAGAGGUAUCUGCCUUGUUAGGUCGUAUCCCCUCUGCUGUAGGUUACCAACCUACUUUGGCCACUGACAUGGGUAGCAUGCAGGAACGUAUUACCACCACCAAAAAGGGUUCCAUUACAUCAGUACAGGCUAUCUAUGUACCUGCUGAUGACUUGACAGAUCCUGCUCCAGCCACCACUUUUGCUCACUUGGAUGCUACCACUGUAUUGUCCCGUGCUAUUGCUGAAUUGGGUAUCUACCCAGCUGUAGAUCCUUUGGAUUCUACCUCACGUAUCAUGGACCCCAAUAUUAUUGGAGCUGAACAUUACAAAGUUGCUCGUGAUGUACAGAAGAUCUUGCAAGAUUAUAAAUCACUUCAGGAUAUUAUUGCCAUCUUGGGUAUGGAUGAAUUGUCUGAAGAUGACAAACUUACUGUAUCUCGUGCUAGAAAGAUCCAACGUUUCCUUUCACAACCUUUCCAAGUUGCUGAGGUCUUCACUGGCCAUGCUGGAAAACUUGUUCCUCUUGAAGAAACCAUUAAGGGAUUCCAAAAGAUUCUUGCUGGUGAAUUAGACCACUUGCCAGAAGUAGCCUUCUACAUGGUCGGACCCAUUGAAGAGGUGGUCCAAAAGGCAGAAAAAUUAGCUGAAUCUACAUAAAUGUUAGGAUAACUUUGUAUAUUUAUUUGUACUUGAUUCCAUCAAUCAGCAGAGAGAAAGAUGAGAACUUUUCAUUACACCACCAGAUUUUUUUUAUAUAUUGAAAAUUUUUGUUUAUUAGCCCUAAUUUCAUCUGUCAUGGGUAUUGUUGUAUUUUUAAUUACUACAUAAAUAAAAUAGAUCU